Agrilus planipennis (emerald ash borer) is the source of this 1915-nucleotide messenger RNA. RefSeq names its product homogentisate 1,2-dioxygenase. Gene Ontology annotation, molecular function: homogentisate 1,2-dioxygenase activity. The coding region runs from base 9 to 1373 and encodes 454 amino acids. The record is from RefSeq and is a predicted model, not a curated record. The transcript is spliced from 7 exons. Gene Ontology annotation, cellular component: cytoplasm. Gene Ontology annotation, biological process: L-phenylalanine catabolic process. Lineage: Eukaryota; Metazoa; Arthropoda; Insecta; Coleoptera; Buprestidae.
UGUGCUGGAUGCUAAGUAAUAGGGAAGUGUGUCGACCAAAACAAAUGAAAAUGUCUCAAGUUGAAAAUCUUCAGUAUUUGAGAGGUUUUGGAUCAGAAUUCAGCUCAGAAGAUCCACGAUGUCCAGGAGCUUUACCCAAAGGGCAAAACAGUCCCCAAAAAUGUCCCUAUGGACUAUACGCCGAGCAGCUUUCAGGAUCUGCCUUUACUGCUCCUAGGAGUGAUAAUCGAAGAACUUGGCUUUACAGAAUUAGACCUUCGGUUGGCCAUAAACUAUAUGGGCAAUUUCCAAAGGGGAAUGUAGUCCAUGAUUGGACAGAAUGCGAACCCAAUCCAAACCAGAUGCGUUGGAAGCCAUUCGAUUUGCCAUCUUAUGGGGAAUCAGUAGAUUUUGUCGAAGGUUUAAAUACCGUUUGUGGUGCAGGUGAUCCAAAAUUAAAAGUUGGUCUUGCCAUACACAUUUAUAGUUGCAACGUUCCGAUGAAGAAUCGCGGUUUUUAUAAUGCUGACGGAGAUUUUUUAAUAGUACCACAAGUGGGUACCUUAAAGAUUACGACAGAAUUUGGCCGAUUAGAAAUACAGCCCAACGAAAUUGUCGUAAUUCAACAGGGAAUGCGAUUUAAUGUUAAUGUAACUGGGCCUUCGAGAGGGUAUAUCUUGGAAAUUUUUGGGCGACAUUUUGUGUUACCUGAUUUGGGCCCUAUUGGUGCCAAUGGACUCGCAAAUCCUAGGGACUUUUUAACCCCUGUGGCCUGGUACGAAGACAGAGACGAAAUUUACGAAAUCGUUUCCAAAUAUCAAGGGAAACUCUUUGUAUGCGAGCAGGACCAUAGUCCUUUUGAUGUGGUUGCUUGGCAUGGAAAUUACGUACCAUACAAAUACAACUUGGAAAACUUUAUGGUCAUAAAUUCAGUAUCUUUUGACCAUUGUGACCCAUCAAUUUUUACUGUUCUCAGUUGUCAGUCUGAUCAAAAAGGUACCGCGAUAGCAGACUUUGUUAUCUUUCCUCCUCGGUGGUCUGUUCAAGAACAUACUUUUAGACCACCUUAUUAUCACCGAAAUUGCAUGUCAGAAUUUAUGGGGUUGAUAUUAGGCCAAUAUGAGGCAAAACGCGACGGUUUCAACCCUGGAGGAGCCACUUUACAUAGCAUCAUGACACCCCACGGUCCUGACGUAAAAUGUUUUGAACAAGCCAGCAAUGAAGAAUUGGUACCAUUCAGAGUUGCUGAUGGAACACAGGCUUUCAUGUUUGAAAGUUGUUUAGGCUUGGCAGUUACAAAAUGGGGUGCUAAAGUUUGUCAAAAACUAGACCCAGAUUACUUCAAAUGCUGGCAAGGUUUGAAGAAACAUUUUAAGGAACCAGAAUUCGUAUAAAACAGCAUAUUCGUAAUAAAAUACCAGUAUAUUUUUUGGCAUUUUACACUUUUAUUUUUAUAAAUACUUCUAAUCAUUAAAUUUGUAUAUUAUUGCCAAUAAAGAUAAACAAAUAUAAUAAAGCAAACGUUUAUGUUCUUAAAAAUGGCGUUCAAAAUGAUACGUUUAUUAUGCUAGUAUCUAUUAUAUCUGACGGUGGCAUCAUUGUAGACACUUCUAGAUAUGUCAAGAGAAAUCUAUGGUGAAGAGAUUAAUGUCAAUAAUAAUAAUAAUAGUAAAUAUACAACAUUGUAGUAAAAAUUGUAAGUAUUUUAUAAAUAAAAUGAGUUUAUUAAGUUUGGAAUCGUUUGAGGCAGCUAUUUUACCCAAAGUGGAAUUUGAUAUCGUCUAUGAGGAGGAUUUAAUAUGCAAAUAUAAUUUAAUCGAUCAUGAUGUACAAGAAGGAGACAGGAUAGCAAUAUUUAAGUUAGGGUGGCAAUUUCUUAAGGACUAUGUCGUUUUUGAGUGGGUCACCAGCAAAAGUGGUUCAGUAACCUUUAAAG